AUGGCGCCCCAAAUCGACGGCUUCUUUUCCCAGGUUGACACCCUGUCAUCCCACUUCAUUGAGCGCCUCAGAAAAGCCGUUGCCAUCCCUUCCGUCUCUUCGGAGGCUGCCCGCCGACCUGAUGUCGUCCGCAUGGCCCACUUCCUAGCCGACGAGCUCAAGACUCUAGGUGCUAGUGUCGAGCUCCGACCCCUCGGCAAGCAGCCUGACAACCCGGCGCUCGACCUUCCCCCCGCAAUUCUCGCCCGUUACGGGAGCGACAAGAACAAGCGUACUAUCCUUGUAUACGGACACUACGAUGUGCAGCCCGCUGAUAAGAGCGACGGUUGGGCCACCGAGCCCUUCACCCUAAGCGUCGGCGAGGACGGCCGCAUGUUUGGACGUGGUAGCACGGAUGACAAGGGCCCGGUCCUAGGUUGGCUAAACGCUAUCGAAGCACACCAGAAGGCCGGCGUCGACUUCCCCGUCAACCUACUUAUGUGCUUCGAGGGUAUGGAGGAGUACGGAUCUGAAGGCCUAGAGGAGCUUAUCCAGAAGGAAGGCAAGGGUUACUUCGCCGAUGCUGAUGCUGUUUGUAUCAGCGACAACUACUGGCUGGGUACCGAGAAGCCGUGCCUAACGUACGGUCUGCGGGGUUGCAACUACUACGGUAUAGAGAUCUCAGGUCCCGGUGCGGAUCUACACAGCGGAGUGUUCGGUGGCACGGCACAGGAGCCCAUGACAGACCUGGUGCGCGUGCUCGCCAGCCUGGUCGAUACGCACGGUAAGAUCUUAAUCCCGGGCAUUAUGGAUCAGGUAGCCCCUGUCACGAAGGAAGAGGAAACGUUAUACGAUGGUAUCUCAUUCACAAUGGAAACGCUACAAGAGUCUCUAGGGUCCAAGACGACUAUCUUUGAGGACACCAAGUCGACCCUGAUGGCGCGGUGGCGAUACCCAUCGCUGUCGAUCCACGGUGUUGAGGGCGCGUUCUCAGCUCCGGGAGCCAAGACUGUGAUCCCCGCCAAGGUUAUCGGCAAGUUCUCCAUCCGUAUCGUGCCCAACAUGGAGAUCGAGAAGGUGAACGAGUUGGUAGCCAAGCAUGUCAAGGACACGUUCGCAACGCUCGGCAGCAAGAACACCCUGAAGGUGUACCCCAUCCACACGGGUAACUGGUGGGCGGCUAGCCCUAAUCACUGGAACUUCCGUGCCGCUAGCAAGGCCGUCGAGAGGGUGUGGGGUGUGGAGCCGGAUUUCACGCGCGAGGGUGGAAGUAUCCCGAUUACCCUAACAUUCGAGCAAUCCACAGGCAAGAACGUGCUAUUAUUACCUAUGGGUAGCUCUACGGACGGUGCACACUCGAUCAACGAGAAGCUGGACAAGAAGAAUUACAUCGAGGGCAUCAAACUGCUAGGCGCGUACCUACACUACGUUGCUGAGGAGCCUCAGCAGUGA
Molecule: messenger RNA, 1431 nt
Organism: Daldinia childiae
Lineage: Eukaryota; Fungi; Ascomycota; Sordariomycetes; Xylariales; Hypoxylaceae
Product: Cys-Gly metallodipeptidase dug1
Exons: 2
Coding region: 1-1431 (476 amino acids)
Biological process (GO): proteolysis
Molecular function (GO): metallodipeptidase activity
Source: RefSeq, a predicted model, not a curated record